Molecule: messenger RNA, 1578 nt
Organism: Acyrthosiphon pisum (pea aphid)
Lineage: Eukaryota; Metazoa; Arthropoda; Insecta; Hemiptera; Aphididae
Product: GRB10-interacting GYF protein 2-like
Exons: 7
Coding region: 61-1386 (441 amino acids)
Cellular component (GO): cytosol
Molecular function (GO): protein binding
Source: RefSeq, a predicted model, not a curated record
GAUACUAACUUAAAACAACUGAACUGUAUAAAAUUAACUAUUUUUUAGAAUGAAAGAAAUAUGAAUCGCAACGGUGAGUUUACAAAUGAUUGGAGGGGAAGAGAUGAAUCAAAUUGGUGGAGGAAAAAUAGAGGAGGAGCACAUCAAGGCCAAUCUGAUGAAUCUAAUGGUCGUUGGGGACGAACUCGUUCAGAUUCUUAUAACAAUGAUAGAUGGCCUGCCGGACGGCCAACAUCUAAAUAUGAUGAAGAUGAAGGAUGGGAUCGUGGUGAAUCUAGAUGGUCAAAUACUGCCACAACUCACGAACGUCGAAAACUUGAUUGGGGAGAAACCUUGCCGGAAUGGGCUGUUGAUAAUCCUGGUGAAAAAGGUGGAAGUUUUGAUUCAUCUGGUGCCUUCCAUGACAAUCAUUAUGUAGAAGAACACCACUAUAACAUAGGAGAUGAACUGUCACGAGAAGAGGGGCGAGAAUAUGAAGAAGAUAAUGAUAAUGGUGAUACAAGUGUUAAUAAUAUAGAAAGCUCAAAUAUCUCACCUAUAGAUGAUAAACAGCUAAAUGGCCGAGAAAAAGAAGAAGUUGUAUCGUCUUCAAUAUCUACUUCACCAUCGCAUAAUGAAGAAGUAAUUUCUUCCCCUGAACGUUUUAAAUCCAUGAGACAACAGCAUCAACAUAAAAUAAAUUCCCAAAUAACUCAAGAAGUAUUUAUACAGAAUGAACCGGUAAUGAUUACUCAUCCUGAACCUGUAAGAAUCCAGCAGAUUCCAGAUAUUCCAGUUAUUCAUAGCAAAAGCAGUCCAGCAAUUCCGCUUAUGUCUGACUGUCAACCUAAUAAAAUGGAAAAUAUUAAAAACUUGAGAGAGAUGCCUGGUAUAGGGAGUCAUAUUGAUAGUACUAAUAUUAACCCUAUCCACCGAUCAACGAGUUUAAAUGCUAAUGCUCAUCAUCGAAUUGAUACAUUGGAUGCUGAGGCAGAAUCAAUGGUAUCUAGAUUAACCAGUGAUAACUUUAAAAUAGGGCCAUCUUCACAUUCUCCACUCGCUCCUCUUACUAACAACAAAUGGUAUUAUAGAGAUCCCCAAGGCGAAGUUCAAGGUCCUUUCUUGACAACUGAAAUGGCAGAAUGGUAUAGUUUGGGAUAUUUCCAUGACAACAUGUUAAUGGUGAAGAGAGCGUGUGAUGAACAUUUUUAUUCCUUAGGUGAUCUUGUUCGAUUAAAAGGGAAUGUACCAUUUUCAGACACUCCAUUUUCGGAGCAUGAAGUGAAAAUUAGUAGCCGAAUAGGAGUACAACCUCCUCCAACACACAGCCCUUACACAAUGAAUGAAUCUUUGGUUCUUCAACAGCAACAGCAACAAUACCAAUACAGGCAAUUAUUUUUAAAGUAAGUUACUGUCAUAGAAAAUUUAUAGGCUUAUUAAAAAAUGUUUUCUGAAUGAUACAUGAAAAGGUGAAUUCAAUUAAAUCUUAUUAAAUCUAUUCAUACGACCUUCACCUUAAGACAUGGGUCUGCCCUAAUAUCACCGUAAAUAAUCAAACUUCUCUCGACUCUGUUUAACACUUAAAACUAAACCUUUAUA